UCUGAGCUGAUUCAUAGCUUCAGCAAUGUGAGCAAUACUUACAAUAAACAGUCAAAACUAGUACAAACAGGGACGUUGGAGAACGCGUGGUGACAGCAGAGUCUGUUUAGUGAACCGGUUCUUAGAAACGAACCGUUCAAAAGAACCGAUUCGCGGAAAUCAGUCGGACUUCCCAACCCUGUCUGACUGCUCCCAUAAGCCCUAUAUAUUACUAGCGAAACAAGCUUUACCUUCAGUGAACGCAGGGAAGAGGCGCGAUUGGCUGAGAACAGCAUCGCUCAGACACAAAACCGAGGAUCAAGCCUGACCAUCCGGACUACAGCAGAUCAAACUCACACGGACAUCCUCGCACACUCUGUACAGGGACUGUGGUAACUGCUGCUUGAGCGUCUAUCUCUGUAAAUGUGAAUUUGGGCUUUUCUUUUUGAGUAUAGAAAAGUGACAUCUUGUUUAAGUUUCCCCUUUCUUUUUCUCGCUGUUUGCCUUAUUUUGGGGGUCCGUGUGAUGCUCUCUCUCUCUCUCAAGAGACAAGAGUUUGGAAACGCAUUCAGCACUGAUAUACUGCACCUAGAUCAGCUAACACUCCCGUACCUCCAGCAUGGAUCGCUGUCAACGACUGUUUAUCCUCCUUUUGGGAUGGGGUUAUCUGUUUUGUGGAUACUGUGCUGUGCUUAAAACACCCUUCAUGGGUUUCUCAAAAGACAUGCAGUUUGGACAAAAAGUGGAAGCGCAAGAUAAGCAACAUGUAAAGAAAGCCGAGCAGGACACGCUGUCAGAACACAUGCAGAUGCUCUACGCCAAAUUCACCAGCGCGGGAUUCCCUCUCAAAGAUGGGAACACUGUCCGCAGCUUCAAAGGACAUUUGGGGACUAUCAACAAUAAGCAGUUACAGAUCUUCAACCUCACUUCCCUCACUAAGUCUGAGGACGUUCUCUCAGCAACGUUGCACUACUACAUUGGUGACCUGCAGAACAGCAGCCACAGAUGCACAAGGCACAAGAGCUGUGCUCACCAUAACCUCAGGAGGCAAGGUCAUAUUCACCUAGAUGUCUGGAGCUUCAGCUUGGUGGAUAACACCAUCAGAACAGUCGGCCAUUUCUCCAUUAACAUCUCCACAAUGUACCAGGACUUCAUAUCAUGGCAGUGGAAAGACAUUACUCGUGUAGUCAACCAAGCUAAGCAACACAACCAGCUUCUCAUAGGCAUUGACACCGACUCAAAAGGAAGUCAACCUUGGAAGAAACUCUUGUCUGAUAGUUCUCCUUACAUUUUGGUCUACGCAAAUGACUCGGCUAUCUCAGAGCCUGAGAGUGUAGUGUCCACCCUGCAGAGACACAAAAGCAGACUAGUGCCAAAUCUUCAUAUGCUCGAAAUACAUAAUCGCAGUGCCUCCUCACAACAUCGGACCAAGAGGUCUGCCAACAUCCUGCUGCCGCUACAGAACAAUGAGCUUCCAGGCCCAGAGUACCCUUAUGAGAUACCUACAUGGGACGAGACCAGCCCUUAUGAUCCAAUGGAGAGUAAACCAGUCAAGCGCCCUCGCAAGAAGCCUCGCAAAAAUCCACGACAUAAGAACCCUCUUCUGCAGUUUGAUGAGCAGACCAUUAAGAAAGCACGUAAAAAGCAAUGGAACGAGCCAAAGAACUGUGCUCGCAGAUAUUUAAAGGUUGAUUUUGCAGAUAUCGGCUGGAGCGAGUGGAUUAUCUCCCCCAAGUCUUUUGAUGCGUACUACUGCUCGGGGUCAUGUCAGUUCCCCAUGCCAAAGUCUCUGAAACCAUCAAACCACGCUACCAUUCAGAGCAUCGUGCGUGCAGUGGGGGUGGUCCCGGGCAUCCCAGAGCCCUGCUGUGUACCAGAGAAGAUGUCUUCCCUCAGCAUCCUCUUCUUUGAUGAAGACAAGAAUGUGGUCCUCAAGGUCUACCCAAACAUGACAGUGGACUCCUGUGCCUGUCGGUAAACACUUUGGUCUUUUCUUCCAGCCUCCCUCCCUCAAACUGAUUCCAAAUUUUUGCACUGGAAGAAAGACUGAAGAUGUUCAUUUCAUAACCCUUGAAUAACUAUCUCCAGCUUUAAGGAUUGUGAAGAGCAAAGUGCUUUUCCAGAAGGAAUUCAUUACUGUUAGCAGGAGGCAUCAAGCAUCAGUAGAGAUAUGAGCAUAUGAAUAGACUGUCUGUCAGUGUUUGACCAGGAUGUUCUCAUGUUUCUAUAACCUCAGCAGUUAAGCAUACAGGGGACAAACAUUUGCUGUCAUCCAUAUUUUUUCUGUACAAUUUGUAUAAUCUGUCAUUAUUAUAGCUAUAUUUUUGCUACGGAGGCAUUGAUUGACUCUCAUUGUUCAUAUUCUAUGGCUGCUAUACCGAGGUAGACUUUACUCCAGAGCCGAAAUAUACUGAAAACUGGACUUUUGGAAAAAAGGAAAAGAAAAGGAAUCUCUUUUUGUUAUGUCUGUCAAAAAAUGAAUUUAUAUGAAAAUGAUUGCCUAUAUAAGUUACAUAUUCAGUUUUCCACAUUAAGCUUAAAACAGUGUUUUAUUUCUGGUUGAUUCUGUAUUGAAUGUCUUUAAUCGUCAGGAAAUAUAUAU
This is a messenger RNA of Carassius carassius (crucian carp), 2581 nucleotides long. RefSeq names its product bone morphogenetic protein 3-like. The transcript has 3 exons. The coding region runs from base 599 to 1957 and encodes 452 amino acids. Gene Ontology annotation, biological process: BMP signaling pathway; SMAD protein signal transduction. Gene Ontology annotation, molecular function: growth factor activity; cytokine activity. The record is from RefSeq and is a predicted model, not a curated record. Gene Ontology annotation, cellular component: extracellular region. Lineage: Eukaryota; Metazoa; Chordata; Actinopteri; Cypriniformes; Cyprinidae.